AAGCUGGAUAAACGAGAAUAAAAACAUUUAGUCGGAGAUCAAAAGUUAGGCAUGAGAAGAAAAAACAGGACAUCAUAACACAAACAUACCACACACAAAGGAAGAAACUCGACAAAUUGAACAAGCUCUAAAAUGAAAUUUAAUUUUUACAAGUUUGUGGUACUUUCUUUAUCUGUAUUGUUAUGGUCGUAUGUGGAUUUUAUCAAAGCUGUCGAGUCAGUAGCCUGCGAGGGUGGCAGCAUUUCAGAUUCAUCCCAUGAAGUCUGUUUAACUGGUGAUGAACAAAAAACAAUUGUUAACAAUGCAUCCACAAUUUCAAGAACUUUAGCAAAAUUGUCUUUCAAUGGAAACAAUAGUAAAAAUAACAGUGGAAUACGAUAUAAGCUGGUCUCGCUUACUUACGUAUACAUCAAUAACAAUUCUUACCAUGUGGAAUUCAAAAACACAACUUCAAACGUGGUCAUUAUUGAUAUAUAUGCAGCGUCAUUUUCUGUCAUCAUUAAACACCAAAAACCUAAUUUUUCCAGUUGCAUUAAUGUAACAAUGACAUUCUGUAGUAAUUCUAAAGUACCUGAAAUUUAUCUGAAUGUAUCUAAUGUAAUAAUUGAUAAGACCAAUGUAUCAGUUUAUGUUUCAGGACAAAAGGGGAGUCUAUCAACAUGUUUUUUUGCUGGUACAUCAAUUUCUGUCCCUGUCGUUCCAAUGGAAAGUAACAGUAAUGUCUCAGCUGGUAUUAUCAGUAUAAAUAAAAACCAACUUUAUCCUUAUUUAUGCGACACAUGCUUGAAAAACCAGUGCUACUUCGAAGUAAAUUGCACCACUUCUUAUCCAGGCAGUAAAAAUGUAUCAAAUGCAACCACACUUUUGCAAACCAACGUGUUUUUUCCACGCAUAAACAUAUCUUCGGUUAAAGGCGGAACUACGAAUGUUGUGGUUUCUGGAACAGUGCAAAAUUACGUGUGCAGACCAAGUAGAAUUGUCUUAGCUUUUCCUAAUCGGACGAUCUCUUUCAAUAUAUCUAAUAAUAGUUUUGAGUUUAACAUUAAUAAUUUGAAGUCAUGUACAAGAUACAAUGUUUCAAUUCGACUAUUUUCAAACUCAAAUUUAUUGAGUAACAAUAAAACUUAUUUUGACUUCGUCACACUACCAACAGUAUCAAAUCUUGAUUUUAAGAUUAAUUAUAUUGCAACAAAUGCUGGUACCAGUAGAUACAAUUUUACAAUGAUAAAUCUUGAUGACUGUAAGUUUGCACCAAUUAUGCUCAACAUAUCAUGUCUAUCAAAAGGUGAUUUGCCAUGCCUUUCAAGAACUUUUUUUAUUGACAAUAAAAGCAGCAUUGUCGAGGUCAGUGCUGGGAUGACAUUCCAAGCGGUGCUAUCACUCCACGAUGUCAAUUCAAAACCUCAAGUAUUUAUAACUCCAUAUGGUAUUCCACAAGGACCUCCGUUAAGUUUAAUAUCUCAUCGGAUAAAUCAAACUGCAAUUCGUCUUAAGUGGGAUUUACCAUCUCCUAAUUUACGCUUUGGAAAUAUAACAACAUUCUUAUUGGCUUCUAUGCAUCGGAAUGUGAUUGUGAAAAACAGGCGAGAAUUUGUUUUCGAUUUUUUGGAUAAAUGUGAAGAAAUAUCCGUAAACAUUUCAGCUUGUCAAACUGUAGAUUCAGUUGUCCAAUGUGGAGUGAAUGCUAAUUUAACCACAAAUAAUUGUCAGUUGAAACCAACGGGCCUAAAGUUUUUUCCAGGGACAGAUUCCAUAAAGUGUUCCUGGGCUGAUGCAUGUACAUCACAAUAUUCUUUUGUUGAUAUUUCGUGUGAAUGCUCUUCAGGUUUUAUUAACACAUCCGUUCCACUCAGUAAAACAGGGUAUGUCAUCAAAGACUUGCUUCCUGGGACGGCUUAUAAAAUUCGAAUUUGUUUUAAAUCAGACGAAAGGAAGACAGGUUGGUUGGAAGUUGUUCAGGUGACUAAAAACAUGACGACUACAAUCGCUCCCCAACAAGAUAAUAAACCUGCAGUUUCUGCUGGAGUAAAGGCCGCCAUUAUUGUAACCGCCAUCUUUGUUGUGUUUACGUCAUUUUUCUUAUGGGUAUAUUGUCAAAUUCGUAAACAUCGUCAACGUGACUCUAGUAUGGACACGUCAAAGGAAAGUCACUCCCAGCAAAUCCCCCCUUCACGAAAAGUAUCAUCAGUACUCACAGGCAAAAUAAAUUUAGCCUUCGAAAAUGAUCUUAUUAACAGCAAUGUAACUUACGGCUAUUUUCCAUUACAGUACGAGAUUAACGAUUUUUAUAAACCAGUAGCUGUUGAAGAUUUUUCUAGAUAUGUUCGCAUGAUAAAAUCCGACAGUACUCUUUCAAAACAGUUUGCAUCUUUAGAUGACGGAGGUAAAUAUGAGCGGGUUUGUGGUACAGAUGCAGUAAACGCAGGUCGGAACCGACAUGACGAUAUAGUGCCGUACGAUCAUAGCCGCGUCAUACUGGAUACGGAUAAGAAAUCUACCGACUACAUAAACGCUAGUUUAAUUAGUGGGUAUGUUAGGAGGGAAGCGUAUAUAGCAACCCAGGGCCCAUUGCCAUCCACCUUCAAUGAUUUUUGGAGAAUGAUUUGGCAGUAUGAAACGAAAGCUGUUGUUAUACUAGGACAAAGAAUUGAAAAUGGUAUUAUAAAAUUUCCUUUGUAUUGGCCAACUGCGAAUAAUGUUGCAGUUAAAUAUGGAAAACUAACCGCUAAAAUGAAAUCGUAUGAAAAAUUUGUUGGCUAUGCUGUGACGUCGCUGCAACUUUAUAAAAAGCCUUCAUCUGGAAUACGCGAGUUGAAGUUAUUUCAUUUUGCUGCAUGGAAUGAUCGUAAAGUACCUAAUAAUACUGACGAGAUAUUAUCGUUUAGAGAAGCAAUAAACAGAUGGCGGGGUGAUCAUAAAUCUCCCAUUGUUGUUCACUGCAGUGCUGGUGUUGGACGCACUGGAGCAUUUAUAGCGAUAGAUGCCAUCAUUGAGAAUAUAAGUCGUGCGCAAGUUAUUGAUGUGUACAAUUAUGUCAACUACAUGCGGAGUCGCCGCGUGUGCAUUGUUCAAACAGAGGACCAGUUUCAAUUUGUUUACGAUGCAGUUCUCGCUUACCUGGAAAAACUAUCAUCAUCUGUCGAUGUAAGCAAGUCAAAUAUAGAUGAAGUUAUAACAAUGAUGGAACGACUAGUGCCACGAAGCAAUGUCAACGGUUACACGAAAUAUUUCAACAAAGUUCAGGAGUAUGCAGAAAAUCUUCCACAAAAGAGCAAGCUCGAAUCUUACAAAUCGGAGCAUGCGCACAAAAACCGCUAUCCUGACAAAACACCACUUGACACUUACAGAGUGAAGGUAUUAGCGACAGGGCUUACUCUUAGUGAAACUUACAUAAAUGCUACGCAAGUGAGCAACCACUUAAUAUCAACUCAAGCACCGCUUGAGAGUACUUGCAAAGACUUUUGGUUGAUGGUUUAUGAUUCUGGCAUAAAAAACAUUGUCAUGUUGAAUGCUAUCGAGGAAGAUGGCGAAUCAGUUCCUUCGUAUUUUAACAACGAUACCAUAACAUUUUCACCUCUCAGCAUCACUGUACUUAGUGAAACAUAUCCUGUUGAUUCAGUCAUUAAAAGAGAAAUGCGAAUACGACAUGUCGAAACCGACGACGAGCAUGACGUCAUUCAUUACCAAGUUUUAAACUGGCCAAGUCAUGCGUUACCAACGUCGUUAAAAAGCGUCACGUAUAUCGCUAAUGAAAUGCAGAGAUGUAACGCUACUGAGCCGACUGUCGUGCAUUGUAACGACGGGUUCGAAAGGAGUGGCUGUAUGCUUGCCUGCAGUAUGUGCGUUGAACAAUUGGAUGAAAACGAUCACGUGAUAGUAGAUCACGUGGUGCAACGGUUGAAAGAAAGAAAUUGUCUUUUUAUCAGCUGCGUGGAUCAGUAUGAAUUUAUUUUUAAAUUUCUGAAACAAUAUUUUAACAUCAGAUACAACGGCGUCACCUAUUUGUAGUUGAAGAUUUGUCGAGUGGCUGCAUUCUCUGCUUCAACCUGCAACACAGGCAUAAAUUACUUAAAACAUGGCCCCAAUCUCCCCUUAUUAAAUGUUUUUGAUUGUGAUAUUUUCUUCAAUUAUUGAAGCUUAGUAUCGCUUCCCAGUAAAAGCAGAAAAGUUCCCUACACAAAAAUAACUGCUAGGAAUUCUCUAUUCAAAAUUCUUCUCAUGUAUAUGGAUAACAAAAAGGACUUCUAUGCUCUCUUCUCUAAAUAGACAACUAAAUCCCCUGUAAAGGAUAUUCACUUACGGCUAAACACCCUCCUUCCCAGCUUCAGUAAGUCUAGUUAUAGUUAAUCCAAUGAGAAAUCUUUAAAUUUUGCGAUGAAGUAUUUUUACAUUGUGCACAGGGAAUAUCGUAAAGUGUAAAUACAAUUUUAAAAUUUUACGUUGUAGAUAUAAAUGGUUAAUGAUCAACUUUGAUUACCUUGACCUGGGUACGAAGUUCAUUUGAGUGGCUUUUAAUUAAGCGGUUUUUAAGAAUCUUGAAUAAUCGUAUGAAAAUUCCAAUCAUUUUUUACCUCUUGUUUUUUAUAAGCUGACUAUUUUCAAAAUAUAUUCUAAAAAAGUUUAUUUAUAUAAUUUUGUAAUUUUCUAUUUAAUCUAUAUUUUGUAUUUACUCGAAUAUAGUUGUAUAAAUUUUUAAUUAACGGGCGGUCAUUUUGUAACGCCUCUCAAAUAUAUACUGAUAUUUAUAAACUCGUAUUAAUGAGCGGAUUCGUUUCGCCACAUGGACGGUUGGAAAAUAAAUGUGUUUUAAAUUAACGUGGAGU
Messenger RNA from Hydractinia symbiolongicarpus, 4823 nucleotides. Its product is annotated as receptor-type tyrosine-protein phosphatase C-like. The transcript has 4 exons. Lineage: Eukaryota; Metazoa; Cnidaria; Hydrozoa; Anthoathecata; Hydractiniidae. The record is from RefSeq and is a predicted model, not a curated record. The coding region runs from base 133 to 4008 and encodes 1291 amino acids. Gene Ontology annotation, molecular function: protein tyrosine phosphatase activity; protein binding. Gene Ontology annotation, biological process: protein dephosphorylation.